This is a messenger RNA of Corylus avellana, 2717 nucleotides long. Its product is annotated as serine/threonine protein phosphatase 2A 59 kDa regulatory subunit B' zeta isoform. The record is from RefSeq and is a predicted model, not a curated record. Gene Ontology annotation, biological process: signal transduction. Lineage: Eukaryota; Viridiplantae; Streptophyta; Magnoliopsida; Fagales; Betulaceae. Gene Ontology annotation, cellular component: protein phosphatase type 2A complex. Gene Ontology annotation, molecular function: protein phosphatase regulator activity.
UAUAAAAAAAACCUUAGGUCUUGCCCUUGUUGACAUUUACCAAACACAAUUUGAAACUCUGUUUUGCAAUUUCCCAUGUUUGCUUUCCUCUUUCAUUUUUCACCAUCGAAGUGCAAAAAUAAGCUAAGCCAAGGCUGCACAGAAGAGCUUUGCUAUAAUUUUGAGAGGCAUUCUCCAAUUUUUCUAUUCUUAGUUUUGUUUUUUCUUUUUUUGUACCUCUCUCUCUCUCUCUCUCUCUCUCUCUCUCUCUCUAGCUUGAAUUAGGGUUUAUGAGUUGGAAAAGAUCACUUUUUUCAGCUUAGAUUUUCUUGGGGAAACUCGGAUUUUUUUUUUUCUCGUUUUUCUCGCACUUUCUUGGAUCUCUUCAACCAUGUCGUCAAUGUAAGUGAUUCCCUCUUCGCUAUCUCUUCAAUUACUUAGCGGCCCACUCUCUGUUCUUCAAUCCCAAAUGUUCUAACUUUGAUUCUGCUUUGCAAUUUUGAAUUCUUAAGCUUCACAUGCACAGACCCAUUUAGGUAUUAGUUUCUGAUUAGGGUUUUGCUUCUUUCUUUUCUUCUGGUUGCCCAUUUUCAAAUUCCUGUGUUUUAUAUUCAUUAAUUAUGAGAAAUGCCUAUGUUUUGAGCUAUUUCUAGGUAUAAAGUUUGGCUAUUGUUUAGGAAAUUUGGGAUUGAGGUUAGGGUUUUAGGGUUUUGUAGAUAUGAUCAAACAGAUAUUGGGUAAACUACCUCGAAAACCCUCAAAAUCAUCGCAUAAUGACUCGAACAAUGACGGAGGGGUCAAUGCCCUUUCUUCGUUGAACUCUUUUUCUGUUAAUAGCUCGAAACCCACUCCAGCUUCUUCGAAAUCUUCAAAUAAUGGGAGUCUUGCCUCUCACUCUACACCUGUAAACAAAUCGAAUCAAGGGAAAAAAUCAGCAACCGUUGCGGCCCAAGUGGGUCCUGUGUUGGCUUCUUCGGUGGUAUAUGAGGCUUUGCCGAGUUUUCGAGAUGUUUCGAGCUCGGAAAAGCAGAACCUCUUUAUCAGGAAACUGAAUAUGUGUGCUGUUCUCUUCGAUUUCAAUGAUUCUGCAAAGAAUCUUAAAGAGAAGGAUGUCAAGCGGCAAACUUUGGUGGAGCUCGUUGAUUAUGCUUCAGCGGUAACUUCGAAGUUCAAUGAGGUGGCAAUGCAGGCGAUCACGAAGAUGGUGGCAGCCAAUUUGUUUCGAACACUCCCAUCUCCAAAUCAUGAUGGUAAAGUUCCAGAAAUGUAUGACCCAGAAGAGGAGGAACCGACCAUGGAUCCUGCUUGGCCUCAUCUUCAGAUAGUGUAUGAAUUUUUAUUAAGAUUUGUAGGUUCACCGGAGACAGAUGCCAAACUUGCUAAAAGAUAUAUCGACCAUUCGUUUGUGUUGAGAUUGCUUGAGUUGUUUGAUUCUGAGGACCAGAGAGAGAGGGAUUACUUAAAAACGAUUCUCCACCGCAUUUAUGGGAAGUUCAUGGUGCAUCGACCAUUCAUUAGGAAAGCUAUCAACAAUAUCUUCUAUCGUUUCAUUUUUGAGACAGAAAAGCACAAUGGGAUCGCAGAAUUGCUUGAAAUAUUGGGCAGUAUAAUUAAUGGAUUUGCUUUGCCUUUGAAGGAAGAGCACAAGCUGUUCCUUAUCCGCGCUUUGAUUCCCCUUCAUAAGCCAAAGUGUGUAUCUUUGUACCAUCAGCAACUUUCAUAUUGCAUUACUCAGUUUGUGGAGAAAGAUGCCAAGCUUGCUGAUACUGUGAUUCGUGGUCUUUUAAAGUAUUGGCCCAUAACUAAUAGUUCAAAGGAGGUUAUGUUCCUUGGUGAAUUGGAGGAGGUUCUUGAAGCCACACAGGGAGCAGAGUUCCAGCGCUGCAUGGUCCCGCUAUUCCGUCAAAUUGGUCGCUGCCUCAACAGCUCACAUUUUCAGGUUGCUGAACGUGCAUUGUUUUUGUGGAACAACGAUCACAUAAGAAAUUUAAUCACACAGAACCGUAAUGUGAUUCUGCCUAUAAUUUUGCCAGCUUUGGAGAGAAAUACACGGAGUCACUGGAACCAAGCUGUUCAGAGUUUGACAUUGAAUGUGAGGAAAAUAUUCUCGGAUGAAGAUCAAGCACUCUUUGAUGAGUGCUUGGUCAAAUUCCAAGAAAAUGAAGUCAAGGAGAGGGAGUCGCAGGAGAAGCGGGAAUCAACCUGGAAGCGAUUGGAAGAUGUUGCAGCCUCUAAGUUUAUAAGCAGUGAGGCCGUGCUUGUCUCAAGAUCUAUCUCUUCUACUGCCGUUGCUACUAGCCCAAAGCCCCGGGCUACUGCAGGUAGUUGAGCCACAGGACAUGCAUGUUGCUAGAGUUCAUCUUUCUCAGCUAUAGUUGAACAAAGCGAGUGGGCGGAACUCAGUUGGCGCAAUCUAGGGUUUUUUGGCAUCGCUUCCCUUGCGUUUCUUAUUAAAGUAUAACUGCUGAGAAGGAAAAGUGAAAGUUGGGUUUUGAUGAUAUUCUGGUUGGUCUUUUUGGGUUCUUGGCUCAUUCCUUCUAUCCUCUUCAGCAUGGAGGUGUUUGUGUAUCAUAAGGGAUUUGGUCAAUUGACGUAGUUGUUCGGAUUCCUACCUGAUUAAUAUUUUACUGUGCUAUGAUGCAAAACAUGGUUCUUUUUGUGCUAUAAGCCUGUGUAUUUUGUAGUCUGAGUUCUGUUUAUGUCAAACGUAUAUAUCAUCGUUCUUUCGAAAAUUUUAA